AUGGCACGCCAUGGAGAUGCGGUGCUUGCGGGAGAUGCGGUGCUUGCGGGAGAUGAUCAUGCUCUCAAUCUCACAGCACCCUGUGAUGCCGAGAAGCGGCACCACGAGGUGGACGAGGUUGAUCUGCUGCCCGGCCACAUCUGGCACAUCAUCUUCCGCCACCUGCUGGACGAACGGGAUCAUCACUCCAAGUCCUCAUUCGCAUCGCUGCAGGGAACUGCCACUAGCAGCAUGGAGUCCGGAGCCACAGCCACUCCACCUUCUGACUUCUCAGAGCAGCAUGCGAAGGCCAUGGAUCACUUCGGCUCGUCUUGGCCUCUGCUACGCUACGCCAUGGCCAGCAAGAGGCUCCUCCAGCAUGUCGUCUCCUUCUCCGUGAGUCGUCACCUCAUCACGCACUGCUUCCCUCAUUCCAUCAUCGAACAAUUCAGAGUUGCCAGGUUGCUCCUCUACCAUCUCUCUACCAUCUCUCUACCAUCUCUCAACCGUCUCUCUACCAUCUCUCUACCAUCUCUCCGCCAUCUAUACGCCAUCUCUCUGUCCAUGCCCCUCGAGCAGGAGUUCGAGCUUCGGGCGCUGCUGUUCAACACCAAAGUCCCCUGGGUGGCAGGAAUGCUCUCCUACUUCCUCCGGCACGCGGCUCACACGUCCCUUUAUCUCAUGCUCAACACAAACCAGGACAUGCAGUGCAUCAACCGUCUCUUGCAGCCCUCUGCGCGCUCCCUCACAAGCCUGUCCAUUGAGGUCAUGUACCGGCCCAGGAAGGGUUUUCAGGAGAGGGAGCAGCUGAUGCGUCCGGCAUUUCUGGGGGAGUUUGAGCAGCUGGAGCUGCUGGAGCUAGGCUGUGGCAUCUGGAAACUAGACAAGCUGAAUCCAGCAAGGCUUCGGGCUUUAAGGCGUCUGAGAAUCGAGGAUUUCGACUGCGACAGACAUGCUCUGUCCUUUCUCUCAUCCGUCGCACCGCAGCUGCAUGAACUCAAUCUCUUUUCCUCCAGUCAUGGCUCUGGCACCACCACGCUCGAUUUUGAGCUCACCGCUGCUCGAAAAAUCGCAGUCUGCUUUGAGAAUCAAUCGGUCAACCUCCGCUUCGCCGUUGCUCCCUCUUUGAAGUCCUUCUCUGCCGCUGCCAAGUUUCUCAACGUCCACUGCACAUGUGACAGCCCCCUCUAUCUCGACUUACUUUCUCUGAGUGGCCACGCACGUCUCUCCGUUUCUUCGCUCCCAAUAUCUUCCGCCAGAUUUGUCUACUGGAACGAUUUAACCACCCACGCUCGCUUGACCGACCUGCUCAACCAUAUAGCGCCGUCAGUUGAGAGGCUUAGAAUGAUGUAUGACUGGCCUCUGGUGGGCGUGCAUGCGGAGUGGAGCAGCCUGUGCGCCCUUACCAUUGGUGCGGACCGUGACGAGGACGGGUUUUUUUUUCGAUGA
This is a messenger RNA of Closterium sp. NIES-65, 1428 nucleotides long. NCBI's taxonomy places the organism in Eukaryota, Viridiplantae, Streptophyta, Zygnematophyceae, Desmidiales, Closteriaceae. The record is from the annotation of a GenBank genome assembly.